This is a messenger RNA of Onychomys torridus (southern grasshopper mouse), 2406 nucleotides long. RefSeq names its product C-X-C motif chemokine ligand 16 (gene Cxcl16). Gene Ontology annotation, molecular function: chemokine activity; scavenger receptor activity; low-density lipoprotein particle receptor activity. NCBI's taxonomy places the organism in Eukaryota, Metazoa, Chordata, Mammalia, Rodentia, Cricetidae. The transcript has 5 exons. Gene Ontology annotation, biological process: positive regulation of cell growth; receptor-mediated endocytosis; T cell chemotaxis. The record is from RefSeq and is a predicted model, not a curated record. The coding region runs from base 1193 to 1969 and encodes 258 amino acids.
GUAUCCUGACACAAACUCCAUGUCUUCAGACACACAGGGCCUAGACCCAGACUGAGCAGAAAGGGACGUAUGGUAACUGUCAGGAACAGGGUAGUGGUGAGGGUUUGGGCUGGGUCACAAAAAAGGAGAAGGGUAAGGGUUUGAGAGAAAACCUAUAGAGUAUUAGGAAAUGAGAACAGGAUUUGCAGGAAUAAGGAUGGAGGGAAGCUAAAUUGGAAAGUGAAUAUUUAGGGUUAAAUCAGGGAUGAAAUCAUAGUUGGGCACAAAAAUCAAUGACUCAACUCCUAAAGCGAGACUUGAAUUAGGGGAAGACACGAGGUAAGGCUAAUCCUGCAGGGAAAGGCUUGCUGAGAAAGGGAAAAACUUGGGAUCUGUUGAUCGGUGGGAAAUACAAGCGAGAGUGAAGUCCUGAGGCUUCUCUUGGGCGAGGAUCAGUUUGGUAUAAGCCCCAGUAAACCCACCCCCUUUCCGGCCGCUCCUUUCCUCCGGUACCUGCAGCCGCCACCACUUUUCGAAGGUAAAUACCUCGUGCUGGAGGACCGGCGUGACGUCAGGGCUGCCCGAGCCCACUGCUCAUACCUUGGGUGGCACGCUUAGGGCGUCUGGCCAGUGCGUGCGCACACCCACAGGUCUGGUGACUUGCUGACUUGCUUGACUGCUUCACCUUGGCCAUGUGACUGGAUCCCACUGUGACACAGCGGACCAGGGAAGUGAAAGCAUCUUGGAGCGGAGAAGGAGGAUCUAGCAGGUCAUCCACUUUACAGACCAGCAGACAGACAGGCGAAAGUCUGACAUCCCGGAACCCAACCGAGUCAUUCUUCGGGGGGCGGGGAGGGGGGCUCCUCGUCCUCGCAGAUUCCUGCGGCGCCACAGCCCGAGCUCUCUUUCGAUUUUGUUAGGCAGUUUUGGCUGACCCCACGACUGCGGGUGAGUCUAGAGUCGGGUGAAGGAGCUCCGCCUUCGGGGGUUCCCCGACGGACGUGGGAGCUGGGCGCAGCGCAGGUUCCCCGGUACUGACCAGACGGUCGGUUCGGGAUAUCGCGCGGGGACGGAGGGCACCACCACCUCGCGCCCUCUCCCCGACCUCAGCUCCGCAGAACUUGAGGCAGGCGGGGUGAAGAAUUGGAAGCAAGAGAAUCAGCUGGAUGUCGGCUAGGUGCCCUGGCGGCGACCAGCUCCGCAGAGCCCGGAGAUGAGGCAGGGCCUCGGACCCCUGCCCCUAGUGCUCUCUCUCUUCUUGCUGAAUCUGCUGGCCCGGCCAGGUGAUGGCAACCAGGGCAGUGCCACCGGAAGGUGUUCCUGCGGUAGGAGAAUUCCUUCUGGCACCCUGGUACCGCCUGCUACUGUGGAUCAUAUCCGAAAACACCUGAAAACAUACGAUCGCUGUCCAUUCUUCAUCAGGUUUCAGUUACCGUCCAGGAGUGUGUGUGGGGGUAGCCAAGACCCGUGGGUUCGGGAACUGGUAAGCUGCUUUGACAGCAAAGAGUGUGGAAAUGGUCACAGGAAGAGUCUCCACCACCAGGAGCAUUUGCCUCAUGCUAGCACCCGGAUCCCAGUGGCCACAGAGGGGACACCUCCAGACACAAGCACCCCUGCACCAAUUCAGAGUACCCGGCAGUCCACUUUUCCACCUGGAACACUGUCCUUGAACAAAGAGCUCACCCACCACAGCGAAUCCACUGCCCUCACGUCAGGCUAUGAAACCACCGUGCUCACUUCAGGCUAUGAUCCGGAAGCUGGACCUGAAGCUGAGGCCAAUAAAAACCGGCGGGAGGGCAACCAGCAAAAAGGAAAGCCAGGAGCUUCAGCUGGCAUACCAGCUGUAGUACCAGUGCUUUCUCUCCUGGCCAUUGUUUUCCUUCUCACAGCAGCCAUAGUCUACAUACUGUGCAACAGGAGGGUGAGAUGGCAGAGCUCUGCAGAUCUGCAGCUCCAUUAUGCACUUGUGAACCAAGAGGCCAGAGCCUGAAGAAGAACGGAAGCUUGUGAGAGCGCACUCGGGAGAUAGAUGGCAGGCUGGGCUCCAUUAGUGAACUGGACCUUCGUUCAUUCUUUCCUAUGCUGUUCUGGAACAAAGUAUUCAGACCACAAUCCGGGGCAGCCUCUACCUCCUAGGUUCCGGGAUUACAGACAUAGCUCACAUCUGCCUUAAUUUACUUCUGUAAAAAAUGUAUAAGUUUUUAGAGUUUUGCCUCAAAUUCCCUAUGUAUCUGAGGAUGACCAUUGAUUCUCCUGCCUCUAUUUCCAUAACUUCCACUUGCUAAACACCGUUUUUUUUUGAGACAGGAUUUUCACUAUUCAGCCCUGGCUGUCCUAGAACUCAGAAAGAUCUGCUUGCUUCUGCAGUAUGGGGAUUAAAGGACUAUACCUGACUGUACCUGAUGCCUGGGAAACACUUUUUUUUUU